Aureococcus anophagefferens is the source of this 1925-nucleotide messenger RNA. RefSeq lists its product as hypothetical. Bases 96 to 1847 code for a protein of 583 amino acids. Gene Ontology annotation, biological process: CTP biosynthetic process; pyrimidine nucleobase biosynthetic process. Gene Ontology annotation, molecular function: identical protein binding; CTP synthase activity. The record is from RefSeq and is a predicted model, not a curated record. Lineage: Eukaryota; Pelagophyceae; Pelagomonadales; Pelagomonadaceae. The transcript is spliced from 3 exons.
GCCCUGCUCGAAGACCAGGUGGUCUCGACAUAAACCUUGCGUGCCGCAGCGCGAAGGACGCGCGCCGACGAGCACCGCAGCGGCCUCUUGCAGUCAUGAAGUACGUCAUCGUCACGGGCGGCGUCGUCUCCGGCCUCGGCAAAGGCAUCACGAUCUCGAGCAUCGGGCGCCUGCUCAAGUCCGCGGGCCUGCGCGUGACGUCCAUCAAGAUCGACCCCUACCUGAACACGGACGCGGGGACGAUGUCGCCGUUCGAGCACGGCGAGACGUUCGUGCUCGACGACGGCGGCGAGACGGACCUGGACCUGGGCAACUACGAGCGGUUCCUCGACCUGAGCCUCACGCGGGACCACAACAUCACGACGGGCAAGGUCUACGCCAAGGUGCUCGCGAAGGAGCGCAAGGGCGACUACCUGGGCAAGACCGUGCAGGUCGUGCCGCACGUCACCCAGGAGAUCCAGGACUGGAUCGAGCGCGUCGCCCAGAUCCCGACGGACGGCCUCGAGGGCCCGCCCGACGUCUGCCUCGUCGAGGUCGGCGGCACCGUCGGCGACAUCGAGUCGUCCGUCUUCCUCGAGGCGCUCCGCCAGUUCCAGUUCCAGGUGCCCAAGGGCGACUUCUGCCUCGUCCACGUGUCCCUCGUGCCCUGCCUCGGCUCCGUCGGCGAGCAGAAGACGAAGCCGACGCAGCACGGCGUCAAGGAGCUCCGCGGGUUGGGCCUGUCGCCCGACGUCAUCGUCUGCCGCGCCGCCGACGAAUUGGAAGAUUCCACGCGGUCCAAGCUCGGCAUCUUCUGCCACGUGCCCGCGUCCCACGUGCUGAGCGUCCACGACGUCGCGAACAUCUACCACGUGCCCCUGCUCCUCCUCGAGCAGGGCAUGGACGAGAUCCUCCGCGUGUCGCUCGAGCUCACGCGCGACUGCGGCAUGCCCGAGCAGCGCGAGGGCCGCUGCGACCUCGCCGCCUGGCGCAAGAUGGCGCUGGACGUCGACACCUUCGAGGACAGCGUGUCCAUCGCCAUCGUCGGCAAGUACACGGGCCUCUCGGACUCGUACCUCAGCGUCUUCAAGUCGCUCAAGCACUCGUCGAUCGAGGCCCGGCGCAAGCUCGAGGUCGUCUGGAUCGAGUCGACGGAUUUGGAGGACGGCACGAAGAAGGCCGACGCGGCGGCCUACGACGGGGCCUGGGCCAAGCUCAGGGGCGCGGACGGCGUCGUCGUGCCCGGCGGCUUCGGCGACCGCGGCACCGAGGGCAUGAUCGCGUGCGCCAAGUUCUGCCGCGAAUCCGGCAAGCCCUACCUGGGCGUCUGCCUCGGCAUGCAGCUCGCCGUCGUCGAGUACUGCCGCUCCGUGCUCGGCUGGGCCGACGCGAAGAGCGCGGAGUUCGACAAGGCGACGCCGCGGCCCGCCGUCGUCUUCAUGCCCGAGAUCGACGAGGACGGCGACAUGGGCGGCACCAUGCGCCUCGGCGCCCGCGACACGCUCAUCGAGGGCGCCGACGCGUCCGAGUCCAUCGCGCACCUCAUCUACCGCGGCAAGAAGGCCGUCUCCGAGCGGCACCGGCACCGCUACGAGGUCAACCCGGACUACGUCGGCGACCUCGAGGCCGCGGGCCUCAAGUUCGUCGGCAAGGACGAGACGGGCCGGCGCAUGGAGAUCAUCGAGCUCCCCCGGUCCGCCCACCCCUACUACAUCGGCUGCCAGUUCCACCCGGAGUUCAAGAGCCGGCCGCAGAACCCGUCGCCGCCCUUCUACGGCCUCGUCCUCGCCGCCGCGGGCGCCUUCCCGGGGCCCCUCGCCGACGGCGCCGUCGCGCCCGAGCCCGCCAAGAAGAAGGCCAAGCGCUGAGGGCGCACCCAAGAAACCAAGCAGCGCCGGGGCGGUAACGCCGCGCGCGCCCCGGCCGAGCAUAAGCAAGCGGUCUUU